Molecule: messenger RNA, 873 nt
Organism: Kockovaella imperatae
Lineage: Eukaryota; Fungi; Basidiomycota; Tremellomycetes; Tremellales; Cuniculitremaceae
Exons: 1
Coding region: 223-759 (178 amino acids)
Source: RefSeq, a predicted model, not a curated record
GCUGAAAAUCCCGCCGCAAUCAGCCUUUAGUAGAGGGGGCACGGAAUCAAAAUCCUGCAAUCCUAUUGGUCCAUUUCAUCAUUUCAGCAGCAGCUAACCCUUUUGCGGGACUCCGGGAGAAUUCGGAAUACAGCGCCCUCCCUCGGGUAAAAGCAGCCCCUCUUGCGUUUCUCAUUUUGCCCGGUCCGCGCUCCGAACACAUUACCAGCCAAUCAGCCAAUCAUGGAACAGUGGGGACUCAUCGACGAGUGGGGGGGAAAGAGGCGCAGGACAAUUCAUCCUCAACAGCAUACAUAUCUCUCUCUCACUCAACAACACAACUCCUGCCCACAGCAAAAGGCAGUCUACAAACUAAAAAAACACCUGCUGAACAUCAUCCGGACCUUCCGGGUGUACGGCUAUGUAACUGCUAUCAACGUCUCCAGAAACAGAUUGUUUCAUGUCCUAUCCCUGAGAGACCUAGAACGCAACUGUCACAUCGCCAACAUCAGUCCUCGCGAUGAGCUUACUGAACCAAUGAGGAGGCCCGUGAGGUCUCUCAGGUCCAUGGGGACCGUGAGGACCAUGUGGACCGUGAGGGCCAUGUGGCCCGUGAGGCGGAGGGUGAGGGUGCUCGGGUCCACGGUGAGGAGGUCGAGGGCCAUCUGGACCCUUGGGUUCUUUGGGCUCCUUUGGCUCCUUAGGCUCCUUAGGCUCCUUAGGCUCCUUAGGCUCCUUGGGCUCCUUGGGCUCCUUUGGCUCAUCAUCGGCGUACAUUGACCGGUACCUGGCACGCAGGGUCAGUCUGAAAGCUGCCUCUGAUGCCUACCGCCCUUCACUCACAUCUCCUCUAAGUGGGCUUGGCGAGGAUAUUUGACCGUCUCGUUACCCUCG